GAUGAACAUAAAAAUCCAAUAUAGUCGAAACGUGAUAUUACAAGACUCGAUACCAGCGAUUAUCCGAUCGGUAAUGCGUACGGUAUGCCUCUUGAAAAUAAAAAAGUGCCGGGUCUGAUGAAGGAUGAGAACAACGGUGUGAUAAUGAUCGAGUUUGUUGGACUCAGGGCAAAAAUGUAUGCAAUGAGGGUGAAUGGGAAGAAAGACACCAAAAAGGCCAAAGGUGUCAAGAGCAGCGUCGUCGCGCGAACUAUAACAUUCGAUGAUUAUACACGCUGUCUCCGUGAAGAAAUCGAAAUGACACGUCGCCAAUCAUGUAUACGAUCAAAGUUACAUGAAGUAUACACGAUAUCUGAAAAAAAAAUCGCCCUGAGCCCGUACGAUGACAAACGAUAUCUCGUACCGGAUUCGAUUGAGACAUUGCCGUGGGGACAUUGGCGGAUACCUUUGUAA
Molecule: messenger RNA, 453 nt
Organism: Monomorium pharaonis (pharaoh ant)
Lineage: Eukaryota; Metazoa; Arthropoda; Insecta; Hymenoptera; Formicidae
Exons: 1
Coding region: 85-453 (122 amino acids)
Source: RefSeq, a predicted model, not a curated record